Pochonia chlamydosporia 170 is the source of this 813-nucleotide messenger RNA. RefSeq lists its product as hypothetical. The record is from RefSeq and is a predicted model, not a curated record. Bases 1 to 813 code for a protein of 270 amino acids. Lineage: Eukaryota; Fungi; Ascomycota; Sordariomycetes; Hypocreales; Clavicipitaceae. The transcript has a single exon.
AUGCUUUCUUGGGCUGUUGUUUCUGUCUUUUUCUUUACUCUAUGUGUCCAAGGCGCAGGAGUAGACCUCGACACCGCAAUCAAGCCCAUCUUAUCACAGAUCGAAAGCAACCUCAAAGUCGACCACCAGAACCCACCGUACGCUGAUACGGACAAGUAUUGGGAGGGAACUUGUAUACAGAACUGGGGGAAAUGCCCAAACCUUGGAAAGUACAGGCGUAACUGGAUCGUCAACGGGAAUGCCACUGCCUUCUAUACUGCCAAUGUAGAGACAAGUACGGUAAACCUUGGCCAAAAGGAUUCCAAAAUGGUCCUGACGACUUCGACUUCAACAACAGAGUCGACGACUAAAGGUUGGACCAUUGGUGCAAAGCUUUCAGGAACGGUUGGUGAAGAUGGUACGUCAGCCGGGGCCGAGAUCUCGGCUUCGUACUCUGAAACCACGACCAACGGCAAGACGGAGACGAGACAGGUAUCCCACGAAACGUUUUGCGAACCUGGUAGUGAAUGCCGCAUCGAGACCUGGACCUUUCAUGCCAAGAUUGCCGGAUCCUGUCAGUGGAAGCCGAUGCUGGAUUGCAAUGGCCAGCAUGACCAGUGUGCUGAGCAGCUCGGGGGCUGCGCACAGUUUGACGACGUAUACCGAGACAACUGUCUUGCCGGGAGACCCGAUGAUGCUUGCGAGGUUCAGACGCCAAUUUAUGAACAGUCUGGAAAGCCAUUUACUCAAAUUGUUCUCGUCUCCAAGAAGCUCAAUGGGGAGAAGAAGCGGUCAGGUGUUGACCAAGCGACAACAUACAAGAUUAUCGGUUGA